This is a messenger RNA of Meriones unguiculatus (Mongolian gerbil), 2290 nucleotides long. RefSeq names its product mediator complex subunit 8 (gene Med8). The transcript has 7 exons. The record is from RefSeq and is a predicted model, not a curated record. Gene Ontology annotation, cellular component: mediator complex; core mediator complex. NCBI's taxonomy places the organism in Eukaryota, Metazoa, Chordata, Mammalia, Rodentia, Muridae. Gene Ontology annotation, biological process: regulation of transcription by RNA polymerase II. The coding region runs from base 767 to 1306 and encodes 179 amino acids. Gene Ontology annotation, molecular function: RNA polymerase II cis-regulatory region sequence-specific DNA binding; transcription coregulator activity.
GCAGUCGCUACCCACCGGGUCGGAGGGUGGACAGGAAAAGGACGCUAGGAAGUUGGGGCUGUGAGGAGAGGGCAAAGACUCGGCUACUUGAGGCUUGGCAGCGGGAACAGGAGAGGGCGAGGACAGCUAUGGGAAGCGCGGAUGUUGAGCUCGCUAACCGGAGGCCCGGGGAGGCUAGGCGGACUUGCUUGAUUGAGUGUGGUAAAGGAUCGAGAAAGUAAUAGGCUGCCUUGGAUACUGACGAAAGAAGGCUUCAGAAGGCUGAAGGGAUUGUGGGUCGCCAAGGACGAAAACUAAUCUGUUUGUAAUCCGAGGCUGUAGGUGGAGCCCAGUAUCCAACCCCAUCAGUCACAUUGUCAGCUUUGCAAAUCAGCUUUGCAUCAUUCUUCCCGGCUUGUGCCCAGUUGCUAAGGGCGGAGAAGUGGAGUAAAUAGUCCACAGAUGGUCAAACGGAAACCCUCAGCUGGCUCAGCAUUUAAAAUUGCCCAGCGCUCAAAAACAACGUAGGGAGGAGAAGCAGCUUGAGGCCUCACUAGAUGCACUGCUGAGUCAAGUGGCUGAUCUGAAGAAUUCACUGGGGAGUUUCAUCUACAAGCUGGAAAACGAGUAUGACCGGCUAACCUGGCCCUCUGUUCUGGAUAGCUUUGCAUUGCUCUCUGGACAGCUGAACACUCUGAACAAGGUCUUAAAACAUGAGAAGACACCCCUGUUCCGUAACCAGGUCAUCAUCCCUCUGGUGCUGUCCCCAGACCGAGAUGAAGACCUCAUGCGUCAAACUGAAGGACGGGUGCCUGUGUUCAGCCACGAGGUUGUCCCUGACCAUUUGAGAACCAAGCCCGACCCUGAAGUUGAAGAGCAAGAGAAGCAGCUGACCACAGAUGCUGCCAGAAUUGGUGCGGAUGCAGCUCAGAAGCAGAUCCAGAGCUUGAAUAAAAUGUGUUCAAACCUUCUGGAGAAAAUCAGCAAAGAGGAACGAGAAUCAGAGAGUGGAGGUCUGCGGCCAAACAAGCAGACUUUCAACCCUGCAGACACUAAUGCCCUAGUGGCAGCUGUUGCCUUUGGGAAGGGGCUGUCUAAUUGGAGACCCUCAAGUAGCAGUGGUCCUGGCCAACCCGGCCAGCCAGGAGCUGGUACUAUCCUUGCAGGAGCCUCGGGAUUACAGCAAGUUCAGAUGGCAGGUGCUCCCAACCAACAGCAGCCAAUCCUCAGCGGAGUCCAGAUGGCUCAAGCAGGUCAACCAGGGAAAAUGCCAAGUGGGAUAAAAACCAACAUCAAGUCAGCCUCAAUGCAUCCCUACCAGCGGUGAGUGUGGGCAGCAGCCUCCGCUCUCAGGUGAUCUGUGCUGAGUUGAGCAAUGAAAUUUAUCUUUUGCUCAAGGCUUACCUAGACAGGUACAAUAGAAAGAACACAGGCUUUCAGCAAGAGACAGAUCUCCGCUCCAGUGUGAAUAGCCAUGCGACCUUGGGAAAGUGACCUAAUUUUUCUGAGCCUGUGUUCUCAUUUGUAAUGGUGAUAAUACCUACCUCAUAGGGUUGUUGUGAGGAUUAAAAUGGGAAAAUGAAUGUAAAACACUUAGCAUGGUAUAUGAAAUACUGGGUCUUGAAUAAAUGAGUUUCUUACUUUUCCACCCUGCCAUUCACUGUCCUAUACCCAGAACUUACUGUGAUUUGCUACAGCUUGUGACAGUGGCGAGCUAAUGGACACAGGAUCAAGUAAUCCAGGAACCAUGGCAGCCUGUAUGUGUUGGAGGCAUAUUGUCUCUGUAGUUGCCUCCUGUUCAGGUCCCAUCCUGCUAGCCCUAAGCUAAAGAUGAAGAGGUUUCUGGGGAAUACUGUCCACCUACAGGUCUAAUGAAGUCAGCUCAGCUUUUACCUGGGAAAUAGGUAAAAGUCUCCAUCUUUUACCCUCCUCUGCUUAGGAAGAUGUCUAGGGAACAGCAGUGGGAGAUUUCUUAGGAAGUGUCCCUGUCAGGUAGCAGCACAGAUAAGAUACUGUCUUCCUCCUCUGAGGGGAAUUGUGCUUCACACUGACAAUCGUCAGGGUUCACUUGUCCCCACAAUAACUACUCUUCCAUGUCACUAAACGUGUGGCUCAGAUAAGAUCUGGAUUGAAAGUGGGAAGGGCAGCAGCCCCAUUCAUCUUGCUUGCUUUUGUAGAGUUGACAAACAGUGGACUUUUGGACAGCCAGCCAUGUUGCCUUUCUCAGCAUUCUUUUGUGGGCAAGGGCAGGGAUUGAGUCAGCAGAAGUGGGCCAAAGGGUUUCUUUGUUCAAUAAAGAUAUUUAAAUUGA